This is a messenger RNA of Penicillium paradoxum, 2532 nucleotides long. RefSeq lists its product as uncharacterized. The transcript has 8 exons. The coding region runs from base 1 to 2532 and encodes 843 amino acids. The record is from RefSeq and is a predicted model, not a curated record. Gene Ontology annotation, molecular function: lipid binding. Lineage: Eukaryota; Fungi; Ascomycota; Eurotiomycetes; Eurotiales; Aspergillaceae.
AUGUCUGUGAACGUUCCUACCAAUACCAAGCAGAAGGAGAAGGAUAUCAACCAGAAGCUUCAAUUGUUUGGUAUCUACCAUGCCUUCAAGAACAGCAAGCUCCCCUCGAACAAGCAAUGCGACAUCGCUUUGAACACUGCCUUAAAUUCCAAGGCCCUCACAUCUCCCCCUAGUGAGCUCUCAUCGGACGGAAAGACCCUUGUGGCAGACCUGCGCAAUGUCAUCGAUGCAGCGAAAAAGAUGCUUUUGGUCAAGAACGAGGGUGAACUGAUUCAGGACUUUGUUUGGCAAGCUCAGAAGAUCACUGCCGGUGAUGCUCAGCGUCCCGAACUCCCUGUAAACAAGGAUAUUGGCCAGCAAGAUGCGAACAAGGUCGUGGAUGGCCUGAAGACCCUAGGAACACUCAUGAUCACCAACGGAGAGUUCAGGAAAUUGUUGAGUGAUGCUAUGACACUUGGCAAGGACAUUGCUGCCGAUGCUUCCCAAAUGGCUGCCAACCAGGUCCGCCCCUCAGAAGAGGAUCUUGCACGGAUCGACACUCCUGCAGAGGAUAACGUGUGGCACGAAAAGCCCAACAUCUCCAAGGAGGAUUUGAAGUCGAAGUUCAAGAAGAACAAGGCUGAUAGGGAAAGCAUUGCUUCCGCUUCCGUCGCCGAGAAUGAUUCUGCCAUCUCAUCAAAGAGCAAGACCAAGGAGUAUGCCGACAAGACCAAGAACUACCUCUCUGAGAAGGUUCCCAAGGAGCGUCGUGAACAGACUAUCUGGCGCCUGAAGAAAAUGGUCAUUGAGAUCCAGGGCCAUGGUGAUUACCAACAAGCUGUUGAGACCUUGCUAAGCAUGGCUGAGCAAUAUGCUGGACAUACCAAGGAUGUCUCCAAGCAGGGCGAAAGCGCUACCCGUGACGUCUUGAAGACGGACAGUGUCCAGGACGUUCAGCAUAACUUGCGCACUCUUAUCGAGCGCUUUGCCAACAACACCUCCCUAGACAGCUUCUUUGACUCGCUGAACACCAUCUACCGCGACGCUGAGCGUGAUCCAGAACUCCGAAACUGGUUCAAGGGCGUCAAUAACUUGAUCCGAAAAUCUCUACGUGAGCAGGGCUUUAUCAUGGAGGAUGAGUGCAACCGCCAAUGGAACGAGCUCUACGACAAGGGCCGUUACCUUCUGCGUGAGCGUUAUCGUGGCCACUCUGACCGUAUCGUCGAGGAGAUCAAGUUCUUGGCCGACCAAUUCGAGAGGGACCCCCAGAACCAGGCCCUCGCUGAGGCGUUCCAGAAACUGUUCAAGGAUCUGGGCCGUGACGCCGAGGGUCAGGUCACCUUCAAGCCGGAUCUUUUGAGAGAUCUCCGCGAUGUCAUCAUUCCCAGGAUUUUCGAGAACGUCCGCUACGUUCCAAUUCCUCGUAUUGAGGUUGCCGAUCCCAUGGUUGAUGUUGUCGUCGAGAAUCUGUGCAUUGAGAGUGACAAUCUGAUGCCCAAUGUUGUGGAAUUCGGCAGCGAUAACUACUUCCGCUGGGGACGCAAGAAGAUCUCCAACAAGCGUGACAACAAGAUCAUGAUUUCCAUGUCUGGUAUUCAGGCAGAUUUACGCGAUGUCAGCUACUACAUCAAGAAGAAGGAGGGUUUCCCCACCAUCACCGACCGCGGUAUCAUGGACAUCUUCCUCGGUGGUGAAGGUCUUAGCAUCAAGAUUGCCGCUUCGACAGCCCAGAAGAAUGACAAGGAGCACUUCGUCAAGCUGGAUAAGGUCAAUGUGACUAUCAAGAAUAUGGAUAUCAAGUUGAGGAAGUCUGGCCACAAGCUUCUCUUUAACACCUUCAAGCCUAUGCUGUUCCGCGUGGUUAGGCCUGCUCUGCAAAAGGUGGUCGAGGGACAGAUCCGCGAGGGCUUCAGGAAGGGCGACCUCUUCGCUAAGGACAUCCACACCGAGGCUUUGCGGGCCCAGGAAGCUGCCCGUGAAGACCCCGAGAAUGCCCCCACAAUCUUCUCGCGCUACGCUGAUGCCAUCCGGGCUCGCGCCCAGGCCCAGGCCAAACAGGCCAAGGGUGCUGUGAAGCGCGACACCCAGGUCCAGACGGUUAUGACCCUUCACGAUUCCAUCUUCCCCGAAGUCGAGCUCCCCGGUGGUGUCUCCAGCAAGGCGACUGAAUACGCCGAGCUGGCCGCCAAGGGCAAUCGCUGGGAAUCCCCCAUCUUCAGCCUCGGCGACGCUUCCGAGUCCACUGGCAUCCCGUCCGCGGGCCCCAUCACCAACAAGCCCCACGGUACUAGUACCCACGGUGCAGGUGAGACCGGAGUUGCUUCCGCUGCGGGUGCCUCUGGCGUCACCACUGCCGCCGCCUCCAGCACUGCCAGCGCCACCAACGGCAAUAAGCCCACGGAAUACCAGGCCCGUGGCUUCUCCGAUGAGGUUGACAAGGCCUUCGUCAAUGGCAAAGGUCAGAACUUGGGUGAUACCAUCAAGCAUGCCGCCAACGGUGCCACUAAUGGCACCAACGGUAUUACCGCCCACGCCAACGGCACCACUGCUUAA